AUGGCUCGUCUCCAAAAUGUUCUGACGGCUCUUCUACUGCCCCUCACUGCUCUGGCGGCGGUUAUUCCGCAGCCAGGAAGCUUCUUGGGCGUACCUGUUGCGAAUGCCGAUGCCGCCGACAUCAUCCCCAACCGCUAUAUCGUCGUCUACAACAACACCUUUGACGAUGAUGCCAUCGACUUUAGGCAAGCCGAGAUUGUGGACUUCGUCAAGCGUCGCAACAUUGAAAAGCGUGGUCUCCAUGGUCAGCUCCUCAGCACCGAAGUCCACGCCCUCUCCAUGAGCGGCUGGCGCGCCCUGUCCUUCGAAUCCGAUGACGCCAUGAUCCUGGAAAUCAUGGCCGAGCCCGAGGUCGCCUACGUCGAGGCCGAUACCAAGGUCCACCUGGCCGCCACCGUGGCCCAGCUGAAUGCUCAGCCUGGCCUCGCCCGUCUGUCGAACGCCGAGCCUGGGGCACGGAAGAACUACAUCUUCGACACCACUGCUGGCGAGGACAUCACCAUCUACGUCGUCGACACCGGAGUUCGCAUCGAUCACACCGAGUUCACCGGUCGUGCCAGGUGGGGCACCAACACCGUCGACAGGAUCGACGAGGACGAGAACGGCCACGGUACUCACGUUGCUGGUACGGCCGCCGGUCAGACCUACGGAGUCGCCAAGAGCGCCAACGUUGUUGCUAUCAAGGUGCUUGACGGUGAUGGGUCUGGUUCCAACUCUGGUGUCCUGGACGGUCUGCAGUUUAUCGCCAACGACGUAGCCCGCAGGAACCUCCGCGGAAAGGCUGUGAUGAACAUGUCUCUCGGCGGCCCCCGCUCGAACGCAGUCAACCGUGCCGUCGAGGCCCUCCACGAUGCCGGCGUCGUCUGCGUUGUUGCCGCAGGGAACGAGAACCAGGACGCCGGUAACACGUCCCCCGCCUCGGCCCCCAGUGCCAUCACCGUCGGUGCCAUCGACGCCCUCAACGACCGCAAGGCUCGCUUCUCCAACCACGGCGCCGCCGUUGACGUCUUUGCUGCCGGCGUUAACGUCCUCUCUGCCAGCAUCACCUCGAGGACUGCCAACGAGACGCUCAGCGGCACCUCCAUGGCUUCCCCUCAUGUUGCCGGCCUCGCGGCCUACCUCAUGGCUUUCGAGAACAUCAACAACCCGGAUCAGCUCACCGCCCGCAUCCUUCAACUCGCCCAGGCCAGCCCGGCCCGUGUCCUGAACAACGCCCCGGAUACCACGGGCCUCAUUGCCAACAACGGAAACCUAUAG
This is a messenger RNA of Sodiomyces alkalinus F11, 1257 nucleotides long. RefSeq names its product oryzin. The transcript has 2 exons. Bases 1 to 1257 code for a protein of 418 amino acids. Gene Ontology annotation, biological process: proteolysis. NCBI's taxonomy places the organism in Eukaryota, Fungi, Ascomycota, Sordariomycetes, Glomerellales, Plectosphaerellaceae. Gene Ontology annotation, molecular function: serine-type endopeptidase activity. The record is from RefSeq and is a predicted model, not a curated record.